CAGGUAUAUAUUAUAUUAUCAUCCACUGGAUAAUAUCAAGUACAUAGGGAGAAAAAAAUAUUCAAAUUUGACUACAAUUUCAUGGAAUAGAAAUAAAACAAGUUCUGAAAUACCUUUCAUGUACUACUUAGGAACAUUUACAAAAAUUAGUGCAAAACUGUAAAAAAAUAACAAAUGCAGUAUCAGAGCCACCAGACAUAAAAAAGUUCCAACAAAACCCUAAUGUUCACUUGAGAUGGAUGUAAUGCCACUUGUUUACAAUAGGAUCUACAGCUUGAGGAGAACUAUAUUCUGGAGUUUUGUUGAUGAUAUCUUUUGCCUCACUGACAGGAAUGUUGUAAGAAUUCCCCUCCAGGGUAGUGUUUACACAAGAAAUGCCCUUGGCAUCCACUUCCUUGGACACCAAAGCCUUCCAGAAUCUGUGCACCUCCUCAACAAUCUUAACAGCAAAAGCAGCUGGCUUAGCUUCUCCAUUGAAAGCAAACUGAUUCUCAGGUUUGCCAUCUGGGAUCUUGUAAAUCUUGAACCACUCCACUGAGGCUUUGAGCAGACCAGGAAAGUGCUUUUCAACAUCAGGUAUAUCAUUGACUUGAUCUGCUAUGGGAUCAUUCACAUCAAUAGCUAUCAAUUUCCAGUCUGUUUCACCUUCAUCAAUGAGGGCUAUGGUGCCUAGAAUUUUCACAUUCAAGAUCUCCCCACGUUUGGCCACCCUGUAGCCGAUUUCUAUGACAUCAAUGGGAUCAUUGUCUCCCUUGCAACCAGUACCAUCAUCCAGGUGCUCGGGGUUUUCCCAGGUUUGGGGAAGCGCCCCAUAGUUCCAUAUGUAACCGUGAUGGGGAAAACAGUUGGCCACGAACCUGGGUUUACCUUUCUUGAUGUCCUGUUUGAUGGGAUUCAAGAUUUCCUUCAUGGUGAUCUCCAUCUUGGCGUUGGACCAUCUGGGCACUUCUACCACCAUGUUGUAGGUUUUCUUGCAUGCGUCGGCGACUAGAGGGAUGUCGUGUAGGGGUGACACGGGACCGUUUUGGUCCUGGAUGUACACCCUGUAGUCCGCGGAGUAAGGAGAGCCUCUUUCCACUACCGAGUAGGCCAUAUUUCUGAUUUUGGUCAACAGCGGGGAAUGGACAGAAAGGAAAUUCAGAAAUUCACACGUUACCCCAGCUGAACGUAAAAGGUGGCUGUGGAAAAUUGACCCAAUGACCAUGACAAUUCACAGGUUACCGGAGCAUUCACGGAUUUACGCAAUGACAGGACAACGGACAGAUAGGUAGGGCAAAAUUCAAAACUUAGAUCAUUCCUGUAUGAUCUAAGAUUCAAAAUCGUUUGGAAAUGGUUCGACUUUGCAGUUUGCACUCUCCUUGACCUUUAGCCUUGCCUUUACUGAUUAUUUUUUAUCAUGCUUUCAAAUCCUAUAUUUAUUGAAUUCUGGAAAUCAUCAACAGCAGCUGUACAUUGGCAAAGAAAGAGGAAGAGGCAUCAAUGAGAACCUAGUCGCUCACUUCUAAUGAAAAUGAAAGCUUAAAACUUAAUAAUAAGAAGAUGAAGAAACAUUGAGGUUGUGUGUCUCAGUCUCAAUGGUAAACAACAGACUGUCAUGUUAUGUGUAAGAAACGGAAAAAAGGAGAACUUGAAAGUGGUUCCUAUUUCCUAUUUUCCACAAAAAAUGACAAUGAAAUUCAGUUUCUGAGUACAGAGCAUUGAUAUCAGAAGGUAUGGGAUCAAAGAUCGUAUCCAGGCUAGCAAAAAAUCCAACAGUAGAAAGUUUGAAAAACUCCUUGAAACUGAAGAUAAAAGAUGCUCCACAAUAUUUCCAAACGAUAAAAGAAGAGAAUAAAAAAAUAGUGUACAAUAAAAUAUCUGGCUGGAAUAAAUGGUACAAUAAAAUAAUUGGUCUGGAUGAGGUGAAUAUAUACCUGGAAAGAGUAGCUGCACUGCAAAAAGAAUUAUUGGCUACCCAAGAAAAGCGUAGAGAGAUCAGUGGACAGCUGAAUGAGAUCAGGCAGAGGGCCAGUGAAGUACAAGAUAAAAUUCAGAAUGUUGAUAGAAAAGAGAAGUUCACUGUGUACUGUGAUUUGAUAAAAGAAGAACGGGAGGUGAUUUUCUUAGAGCGCACAACUUCUAACAAAUUCCAGGAAUAUGACCAAACAGAAAGGGACCUUUUUACUGCAUUUACAAAUGCCAUUAGAGACUCACAUGAAAAACAACGUGCACAGGUGGAAUAUACGAAAUAUUUAGGGUUCAUUCUCAGUAUUACUGGAUCAUUUCUAGCAUUUGUUUAUACAACUUAUAGGAAAAAUGAUUUAAAGAAAUUCAUUGAUGAUAAAUUAUCAACAGUGAUUAUUGGGGGCAUUGACCUCCAACAGAUGGAGAGGCAGGAGCAAAUAAAUGAGACAGUCUUACAGGAAGUUGCAAAAAAUAGGUCAACCUUGAAUCAGUUGGUGCAUUAUCUGUCUAAUGAAAGGAAUAGUAAUAUUAAUCUACCAGUUGUUCAUACUGUUGAACAGUCUGGUGAAACUAUUGAAUUUACGGUUUUAAAAUAUGUAGGGGGCUUUCUGCUUGCAUGUAUUGUGAUGCGAGUACUUGUAGGUUGAUAAUUUUUCAACAAUUUAUAGGAAUCAUUUACAAUUAAUUCCUAAAUUGGCUGCUGUAGUGUAUCAGUUUAAUAAGUAUAGGUGGCAACAUUGCCUUUUAUGAUACCGCCGUGUGGCGCGAUGUGAGAUACACGAGCGGGAGAGAUUUAGUAGUAUUCGGUCAGCUUAACUGUGCGUACACAAGGACACAAUAAAGAGCACGCGACAGCGUGUAUGAUGCAGGUUAGGUUAGCACAUGUGAGGCUACAGGAUAAUGUUACAUCAAGUCAUUGAAUAAAUAGACUACCGAAUAUUACGUAGUGUUUAUUAUCCCUUCAGGGAUUAAUGAUCCUAGCAGGACAAGACACUACAGCUGCAUGUCCAGGUUUAGUCUCUCUGGACAAUGAGCCAAGAAAAAGAAGACUCACACAUUCAUAUAUUUUGUUUCUUUUCCUUUUUAGAAUCGUUUGGGAGAUCAGUAUACAAGGUGUCCCGAAAUUACAUAGAAAUAUUUCAACCACAUAUCUAGGAAAAAAAUAGUAAAAAAAGUUUAUAUAAACAAACAUGGGUGAAGAAAUUGCUCCCUUGUGUGUUAUAGUCAUCUAAAGGAGAACCCAAGAUGAUGGUUUUAUGUCAAUAUUUUUUAAAUCCUCUGUUAUAAAAUAAGUUUUUUCACAUGUAGGUACAGAGUGAUUCACCAUAAAUUCACCCUCUCUAGCUCAGUUAUUCUCGAACUGAUUUCAAAAUUUCAGGAAUCAUUUGGAAUGAUUUCUCAUAAUUUGUUUUCCACAACAUCAGAAAAUACAAGGUUCUCAGAACAAACGAUCUACAGGGUACUAAUUGAUUUUUUUAAAUGGAACACCUUGUAUUUUAUUGCAUUCCUAGAUCUUCCUGAAGAGCUGAUUGAAUCAAUGCAUCACACUUGGGGUCUAGCUGGAAUGAUUAUAGAGAUAUUGAAUGUUGAAAAUCGAGAUUUUUCAUCAUCAGUGGAUACUUAUGGUUUUCAAACCCCUAUCUCAACUUUCGAUUUACUAGAGUCACUGGAUGGUAUUAGUUUGAUAAUGGUAUAAAACUAAUACCACCCAGUGACUCUAUGAUUUACUAUCUACUGACAUUUGAUUGGAACAAAUACAGGCGGGUGGUUCAAGAUACAGAAAUUUGAUCACCCUCUGUAUAUGUUUCAAUUAGAUGUUGUUAGAUAGUAAAUGAGCAAUUAAUAUAGAGACAUGUGAGCCGUUUUGACCAAUAAUGAAUAUUUUAAACACAAAAGAUCUCGCAAAAGAUCCUAAGUUGAAAUAUCUCGAUUUUUAACACCCUAUAUCUCUUUAAUAGUUUCCGCUAGACCCCAAGUGUGAUGUAUUGAUGAAAUCAGCUCUUCAGGCAGAAUCUAAAAAUACAGUGAAAUACAAAUGUUCCAUUUUAAAAAAUCAACUAGUGCCCUGAUAUAGAUCGUUUGUUCCGAACACCCUGUAUUUUCUGAUGUAACGGAAAAAGAAUUCAUGAAAAAUGAUUUCAAAUGAUUUCUACAAUUUUGGAAUCAGUUCAAGAAUAACUGAGCUAGGAGGAGCCGGGGACAUUGAUGGUGAAUCACCCUGUAUCUAACUUUUUAUGCCCGAUUCGCAAAUGCUAAGAUUUUUCUUAAAUUUUGAUCCGGGCAUUGAAAAUAAGUGGGGUUUGGAGCAUUUUCUCUCUCAAGAUUUUGUUUUCACAAUUUUCGGUAGUUUUUACUCAAAAAUGGUACCUACUUAUCUGUCUAGUUUUGAUAGCACUCAUCAUUACGGGAAUGAAUCGAUUUUUAAAAGUCUGCUGCAUAAUUGAAAUUGUACUUUUUCUCAAUAAAGUCAGUACUUUGAAUUUAUUCUUGUCAUUGCACCCCCAUAUUUUAAAUCAAACAUCAGAAGUAUAUAGAGGGUAUUUUCCAUCCAAACAAUUUCAUACCCUAAUUAGGAAAAAACACUAUUUUUAUCAUUCAGCAGAAUUUUAAAAUUAAUUUAUCUCGAAAACUGUGAAAUGCUAUAUCCCAACUCUACAGGAGUACAAUUUUCAAGUAAAAUUGUUGAGAGUUCUAUAUUUAAUUAUCGAAGUGGUGAAAAUUGUAUACAUAACAAAAUUUUGAGAAAAAGGUGCCCUAUUUAAUCCUACGCCCCUGAUCUAAAUCGGGCGAAUAAGUUAGGUUUAUGUUUAAAGUUUUCUUAUUUUAUCAAAAGAGGUUUCCGAAAAAUCCACAUCAAACCAUAUAAAUCAUCUCGCGCUCUCCUUCAGAUGGACCCAUGUUUAUAUGAACUUUUUUUACUUUUUUUUUGUAUUCCUAGAACCCAUUUAAUUUCGAGACUCCCUGUAUUUGAGUUCUAUGGAGAAAACCGCCCAAUAUGUUAGAUAAGUAUACCCAGUUAUAUGAUAUGUAAUUAUGUACCACCAAGAAAACUAUAAACUAUCUAAGUAGGCUAUGAAACGAUUAAAUUAUAAUCAGUCAUAAUAAUAUGCAAUUUUUUUGUCCAUUCACACUGACUCCUGCCACUAUACAGGGUAUCCCUAGACCAGUGGGACAGUUAAAUAUCUUCUGAACCAAUAGGAAUUUUCAAAAUAUUAUAAUUUCACAUCACAUCGCAUUAUGAGUGCUAACUUCAGGAAUGACUAUAUUUUAUACGAGGGGCGCAAGAAAGGCUCACAAAAUCGAACAUCAAUUUUUUCAAAUGGAACACCCUGUAUUCCAUCUCGUAUUUAAUUGAAACAAAUACAGGGUGGUGUAGAAUUAACAGUUUCAGUCAGCUUAAGGAGAAUAUGAAAAUGCAAUGAAAUACAGGGUGUUCCAUUUGAAAAAAUUGAUUUUCGAUUUUGUGAGCCUUUCUUGCGCACCUCGUAUAAAAUAUAGUCAUUCCUGAAGUUAGCACUCAUAAUGCGAUAUGAUGUGAAAUUAUAAUAUUUUGAAAAUUCCUAUUGGUUCAGGAGAUAUUCAACUGUCCCACUGGUCUAGGGACACCCUGUAUAGUGAUAUCUAAUAAUAUCAACAAUAUCACAAAACAUAACUGAAAAAUAUUUUUGUUAUGUAUCAUGUUUAGGCUUUCUGCUAGCUUCGCUCGCUUUAGCGACUUCUAGCGGUUUUUUUCCUAACUUUAUGCGACAUUUCAUGUUCAGCAGCUGGCUAAGACCUUGGGUAAGACAGUGGGUAAGACCCACGGCUAUUAAAGAGCCUAGCCAUAGCACCAUAGCAAGGUAAUAUUGUGCCUCGCUCCCUGCUCGCUGGGCGUGAGAAACUGAAAAUUUUCAGCCUAUCCUGAGAAGAAACAUAAUUGAAAUAGCGAAUCACUAUCGGCCAAACCGAUAAAUACCUCCAUAGUAUUUUUUCGAUCAAUUACUUCAAAAAAAAAUGAAGGAACAUCACUCUAAUGACCAUGACCACCACGCUUCUGACUGAAGAAACUACAAAACAAUUUUAUAAUUUUUAUACGCUCUUGACUUGCCCACAGAUUACCCCACCUGAUCUGUGACCUGGGUAAUCUGUGACUUGCCACAGUGGCAAUAUUUCCCGUAUAGUGGUGCUAUGGCUAGGCUCUAAUGUAUAAGACCAUAGUAAAGACAGUUAUAGUUGAACUGUGGACCGUGGUUGUAUACAUCUGGUCAGUCUGGUCUCUGAUAAUUACAAUUAUUUUGUCUGAAAUGUGUGAUUUAUUCAUAACUUAUAAUGACGAUGAUAGGAUAUCACUAGGGUCCCUUGAUGUAAAUUGACGUAUUUGUCAUCUUAACAGGGUACGGAGAGGUCCUCGUCUCCUCUCACUCUAAAGUGUUUAGUUUCAUCUUCAUUCAUUUCUGGCGAUAAACACUAGAUUUCUGACAUUUGUUGUUUUUUAUGUUAUAUAUUGGGGACAUUGCACUGAACUAUACCCUGUAGGGUAUAUUUCAGUGGGACAUUGGCGUAUCAUACGUAAUUUCCACAUGUAUCUUCUCAUUCUACUCUACAUAUUAUAUCCAAGACAUAUCCAAGAUGAUAAUUUUCGAGUUUUUGAGUUUUCAAUUCCAGCAUAAUCUUUGUGAGGCAGUGAGCAAAGUUUUCUGAAAGUUUAAUUCGUUUUACCAAAUGGGACUGUUCUUAGGAAGUACCUAUCAAGUUUGUUAAUCUGUGCUAUCAAUGAAUGAAUAUUGAUUUCAGACAAAGCCUUAUGGUUGAGAAAUGGUGAAAAAUUUUAUGUAGGUAUUCAAACAUUAUGUCAUGUGUACUGUAUAUAUUCAUGUUGGGAAUCAUUUUUGCAGUUUUUCACGAACACUUGAUAUUUCCUGAAUGUAGGUAUAAUGUUUUAAUUGGUAUCUUCUUGUAAUCCUCCGUUUUAAUCAAAACUGUUUUUACUAAAAUGAAUUCAAAAACUUGUAGAGUCGAUAAUUAUAUAGGCACAAUGAGAAAGUAUAAUAUGUGAUUUCGUAUUAAUUUACCUCGAAUAUUUUGCUGAUGUAUUUUCCAAUUUUUCCCAUUCGGUCACUCAACUUUCCAUGUUCUUAUAGUUCAUUUGCAUUUGAUGGAAAGCUGACAAAUUCAAAUUUGCCAUCCAACUGAUUGAUACAGCCUAACGCAGCACAUUUUACCAUCCUUCCAAAGUGAAUGAUGUCGUAUUAAGAUAAAGUAUGAAAUUAAAAUUUUGUAAGAUCUCUCUUAUUAAUGCCUGUCAUAUCAGGGACGCCAAUACACGAAACCAAAAAGAGAAAGGAGCUAUGAUCUGUCCGUACCCUGUUAGAUGACAACUAAGUCAGUUUGCAUCAAGGUACCCUAGAUAUCACUAUUAAACAAAUAUAUUAACAGCAGCAUAGAGAAAAGCAAAAACAGCAAUUACAAAUCCGAGCAAGACAUUUCGAACUUUGGCUAGUCCAGAAUUCGAAUUCAUGUUUUCGACGAUCCAAUCGUUGUAUCGGCUCAGUCUGGUGAAGACAGACGGCAUGCCUAAAGUGCAGUUGUCUGCACCGAAGGACACCAGACCUAUUUGGGUGCCUUUCACCAGCAAGGGCCCCCCUGAAUCGCCCCCACAGCUGCCCCUCGGGCCUUCUCCUGAUACACACACGUGGCUUUCCACAAC
Messenger RNA from Phaedon cochleariae (mustard beetle), 7630 nucleotides. The record is from the annotation of a GenBank genome assembly. Lineage: Eukaryota; Metazoa; Arthropoda; Insecta; Coleoptera; Chrysomelidae.